Messenger RNA from Sordaria macrospora k-hell, 741 nucleotides. RefSeq lists its product as uncharacterized. NCBI's taxonomy places the organism in Eukaryota, Fungi, Ascomycota, Sordariomycetes, Sordariales, Sordariaceae. The record is from RefSeq and is a predicted model, not a curated record. Gene Ontology annotation, biological process: protein import into mitochondrial matrix. Gene Ontology annotation, cellular component: TIM23 mitochondrial import inner membrane translocase complex.
AUGAUGAAAAUGCUCACUACUUCGGCUGCUGGCGUGAGGCUUGUGGCCCGUCAAACAUCAACCAUUCUUACAGCUUCAUCGAGAGCUCCGACAGCUAGCGCCAUCUUCGUCUCAUCCCGCCGACAGUAUGCGACUACUCAACAGCAGCAGGAAACCUCAAAGAGGAGAGCCGUGACACCAUUCAACGACGACGGCCAUGUCCCUUGGGCUCAGCUUUCGGUCGGUGAAAAAGCCGGGCGCGCCGUCCAGCAAUCGUUCAACUUUGGUUUGGUGAUUUUGGGUGUUGUCAUGACCGGAGGAAUCGCCUACCUCCUCUUCACGGACGUGCUCUCGCCCGAGUCCAAAACCGCCUACUUCAACCGGGCCGUCGACCGGAUCCGCGCCGACCCUCGCAUCGUCGGCCUUCUUUCGCCCGGCGACCCGAGGAAGAUCGCUGCUCACGGUGAGGAGACGAAUAACAAGUGGCGUCGGGCGCGGCCGCUUGCCGCAACGGUCGAGAAGGACCGCCACGGUGUGGAGCAUAUGAAGAUGCAUUUUCACAUCGAGGGACCAAGAGGUUCAGGGGUCGUCGGAAUUCAUCUGACCAAGCAACCGGGACACUGGGAGCAUGAGUACCAGACUUUUUACGUGGAUAUUAGGGGCCAUCAAAGAAUUUACUUGGAGAAUAAGGAGGUGGAUAAGGCGGCUGCGAAGAAGGGAGGGAACAAGGAGUUCAAGUUCUUGGGUGUCAGGUGGAACUGA